Cottoperca gobio is the source of this 5963-nucleotide messenger RNA. It is a transcript of the gene ube2r2, whose product is annotated as ubiquitin-conjugating enzyme E2R 2. The transcript has 6 exons. Bases 606 to 1388 code for a protein of 260 amino acids. The record is from RefSeq and is a predicted model, not a curated record. Lineage: Eukaryota; Metazoa; Chordata; Actinopteri; Perciformes; Bovichtidae.
GCGCAAUGAUAGCCGGAAGCACCGAUGGGAGGAAAAUAAAAAUCGAUGAAAUCCAGGGUAAUUCGCGAGUGUAAACCUCUUACCUACUGUCCUUUUCCGCGACCGUAGGCUCGAAUUUAUCAGCGUUUUUCACUGCCACUGUGCCGGAGGGGACGGCUGAGAGCAGGAGGGCUGCUCAAUUUGAACCAAGUUGCUCGGUAGGGGUUUAGCUGACGUGUGGAGAAGUUGAGACUGCCAGAGAGCAGAUAAACAAACAUAAACAAGCAGGGAUCAGCUGAGCGCCUGUCCGAACCGAACCAGCAGCACGGAGAGAGAUGUCAGGGAGAGCCAGUUUCUUCUUUCCAGCCCAAGAAUGAUCCACAGGAGACCGUGACUCACACUGAUACUAGCUCCAUGUUAUUUGUCAACACUGGCACACAAAGAAUUUUUCGGAAACACAACACGAGGUCCAGGCUUUAGCAGAAAAUCCACUGCUCCUGUCACUGUCUCUUUGUCAAGACAUAGCGCAGGCUAGCACGGACAACCAAUGAGUUUACCUUCCCGUUUGCAGCUGUAACGAAACGAAUACACAUUACAGUGCAAGGAGACAGAGAAGUGGGAUUAACAUGGCCCACCAGGCAACCCCUAGUUCCCAGAAGGCCCUGAUGAUGGAGCUGAAGUCUCUGCAGGAGCAGCCCGUGGAGGGCUUCCGCAUCACUCUGGUGGAGGAGUCCGACCUCUACAACUGGGAAGUGGCAAUCUUUGGGCCCCCAAACACCUUGUAUGAGGGAGGCUACUUCAAGGCUCACAUCAAGUUCCCAGUCGACUACCCGUACUCCCCACCAACCUUCCGCUUCCUCACCAAGAUGUGGCACCCCAACAUCUACGAGAACGGAGAUGUGUGCAUCUCCAUCCUGCACCCUCCUGUCGAUGACCCUCAGAGCGGGGAGCUGCCCUCUGAAAGGUGGAACCCCACCCAGAACGUUAGAACUAUCCUGCUCAGUGUGAUCUCUCUGCUCAAUGAGCCCAACACCUUCUCCCCGGCUAAUGUGGAUGCGUCUGUCAUGUUUCGCAAAUGGAGGGACAGCAAAGGCAAGGACAAGGAGUACGCAGAGAUUAUCAGAAAGCAGGUGAUGUCAACAGCGGCAGAGGCUGAGCGCGAUGGCGUGAAGGUGCCGACCACGUUGGCGGAGUACUGCGUCCAGACCAGGGUCCCCUCCCAGGACAGCAGUUCAGACCUCCUCUACGACGACCUCUACGACGACGACAUGGAGGAGGAGGAUGAGGACGAAGACGAGAGCGAGAUGGAGUCCGUAGGUGAAGCCGGGGGGAUGAGCCCCACGGAGGACGGCGGGACGUCCACCAGACGUUACGACAACCAGGACGACUCUGGCAAUGAAGACUCAUGAUGAUCUGGAUGAAAACUCCUCCCUGCCAACUCUCCCCCCCUCCCCCACCGUCUUUCUUUUAUGCAUUUCAUUACAAUUUUCAGUGUGUUUGUGUGUGUGUGUGUGUGUGCGUGCGUGUGUGUGUGUGCGUGUGCGUGUGUGUGUGUUAGCACAUACAGUGGGGUCAAUGGUAAACUGCCAAAAAACGUUUCAUCAUUUAUUAAACUAAUUCAGAGGGUCAAAUAAUCGUUGUAGUCAAAUGCUAUUGCAUACUUUUUUAGAAAAGUUUGUUGGUACCGUUUUCACUGAAAGUCAGAAUUAGGUGUUUCCACCGUUUGCCUUAAUUACAGCUUGCACUCUGUCUGGCAUCAGAUGUUUCGCAGAGAUUGAGAUUUGAAAUUAUUCCAGCACUUUUUGAGAGCACCCCCAGGUGUUUUUGAUGUUGCGUUAUAUUUUUUAAAUGCAGAAAUUAUGGCAGAAUAGAGUGGUAUUACUGUGCGAUGAGUGUGCGAUUAAUAAUUUUACAGGUUACUGACUCCAGACGAGGCAAAACAUCCCCACACCUGAAUAUUUCCAUCAACAUGUUUAACUCAAUUUCUUUUGCCCUGCUGUAUUUCUCCUUCAUGCAACCAACUCCUCACGUACUGUACUGGAAGUUGUUUGGUUGCAACCAUAAAGUUUGAAUUUUUGUCAGUCACCAACAGUGAAAUCUCUGUAUUGUUCAAUGCAUGCUUAGCCAUUAGACUUGCUUUUGUUUUGGUUACUGAUUAAGUUUGACUGUCUUUUAACUGUAGUUUUGUCAGUUGGAAUAGGACUUAUUUUGUUGCAUGGCUUUGCAUCUUGGAUGCAGAUGCAUAAAGAUGGUGGCUUUAAACCAUAGUGCCAUCUCUACUUCAGUCUUGUCCUUGUUUAGAUGAGAAUAACUUAUUUUUUGUUAAAAACUUUCCAGCCUUUUAAUUAGACUUCUUUUUAUUAGAACCUGGCAUUAACAGUAGUAACACUAAUAGUUCUUUAGUUAAAACAGCUGGAGUGCGGAAACUCUAUCAGUGACAGUAAUUACCAUAUGGGAGAGACCAUAUAGCAGCUAGGAGUAUGGCGGAAAAUCCUAAAAAAAAAGCAUACAAGAAAAGUUUCUGGACUGGAUGCUCAACAUAAAAAGAGAAACUGGUGUUCAGAGGAAGGAUUAAAGUUGUGCACAGGAAGACUUGAAGAGAGCUCUUCUGGGGGCGGGGGAGAUGCGGCAGACAGCGCAACUCUGGUAUACUGCAAAACACAAAGAGCUUUCCCUGGCGCCGAUGGGCUUUAUCAGCAUUGUGUAAACUCGUUUGGCAAGGACUUGGAUGUAAUGGACGUUCAUUUAUACGUAGAAGUCCCGCACUCCAGCUUUAAAAGUGUUAACCUUUGUAUACGUGGUUAGAAAAACAUGUAAGAAUCUUCCUAUCACACAUACCAGUAUUUUCAUUACUUACAAGAAUUUCCCAAAGAUAAAAAUCACAUGUUUUUAGUUCUAAAUAACCUGCAAAGUAAAGAAAUUGUUUUAGUUUUUGAUAAAUGAUGAAAACAAACUGUCCCUGUGGUGGUCUCUUGAACCCCGCUGUAACUGGCCGGCUCUUCGUCUGACUAAUCCGUGUCAGAUUGUUUGGUUUUGUGUUAAAAGAUUGUCUCUAUCCACCCGUGUCUUUACUUGUUGCUGUUUUUAUAUGUUCUUCUUUUGUUUUGUUGACAUUGUGUCCUACCUGACUUGUCCCUUGUAUUUUCUGGGAGGGUUAAGACAGUUUGGCUGAUGGACACUUUGCUGUUUGACUCAUUAACCAGUCGAUGAGCGGGCCAGCUUGGCCUGUCACUGUCCACCAGUGUGGCAUCCUGUGGCUGAAUAUCUCUGUCCCUUUCACGCCUGUCUGUCUGACUAAUGCAAUCAACUUAAACACAGGCUCCACCGGGACCCUGCCCUCUUGGACCCACCUACAGUAAUGUCCAUCACGACUGCUCCCUCAUGAUCCCUCAAAGCAACUUCUUUUGGUUAGGGGUCGUCGCCUCCUACACCUCUCUCUGCCUCUUAAACCUCAGGGCCUCAAUAGACUUUCACUGAGAGAGAAAAACCAGUCAAAGAGAAACUUUAACAUACAAACUGCUCCUCACCUCCACCUCCUUUAUUACUUUCUGCAUCACCGGGUGACUGUAGAGGGCAGAGAGUGAAUUGAAAGUCUCCAAUCUCACCGCCAGCGUGUUUACACGUGACUGAUUAGGCUCCUUAAGUUGUUUUCUUCAUGGUAGGCUAGAGUCAAAUUUAACAAAUCAAAAUGUACCUGUAGGGACUUUCUCCUCGAGACAAAUGCUCACAUUAUGUUGCGAAAGAUAUGGAAAUGUUGCAUUUUUUCCCGCCGUUACUGCGACUGUCUGUUUAUUAACGGACAAAAUCAAAAUGCAACUUAGCUCUUCAUUUGCAUUUGAAUGAAUAUGACACUGAUUGCGUGUGUGUGUGUGUGUGUGUGUGUGUGUGCGUGUGCGUGCGUGCGUGCGUGCAUGUAUUUACUAUUCAUCUAUUGACUAAAAUGUCCUAAAAUGUUCCUGUCUCUGGAACAGGUGCAGACUUCUGUCACACCAGUAAGUUUGUCCUAAUGACCUUUUGGACUUUGUCCAGUCGAGAAAACAUUGUGUGUUUGCACAGUGUCCUAGUGCUGUUUUGGUGAGGCCUGAAGUGGCUAAGGAUUUGACUGAUAAAAAAAAAAAAAGAAACACCCUCUGAGUAUUAAACUUUUGGUCACACUGAACAAGUUAUGGUUGUGGGUAUGAAUCUGUUGCCCUUUUCAACACAACGGAGCACUGCGCAAACCUUUGAAUCAAACGGAUGGAUUUUAUGCCAAGGAAACCAGUACAAGUACAGCCCCACAACCGUUCAUGUACAAGACUAUGAAGCAAUGGAUGCAUGUGGUGGAUUUAAACGCUGUGUGAAUAAACUCUUUACGAGAUACCUUUUUGGAUUUAAAUGUGAAGCCAAAGGAGUGAAACAUUUCCUCCCGGCCCGGUUAUUUUGGAGGCUCACAGAGACUGGAUUCUGUUGAGAACGGGUAGAGGAAGUUCACUCCUGAACCGGAUCUUUAAUGGAUUUGAUAUCAAGGCACAACAGGAAGGGGAUAAAUGCCAGAGAUUCUGAACUUUUCUAGAUGUUCUCAUGUUUUGCCCAUCCCUCGCCAUACAGAGAUGAAGUAGAAAAAGUAAUGAAAUGUACCAAUGUCAUGUGUAUCUACUAAAUGACUAGUUUGACAUAUUGGGAAAUAUGCUAAUUAGCUUUGUGGCGAAGAGGAUCUACAUCACUCUCAUCCGUUAGCUUAGCUUUGCACAAAGACUGAAAAGACGGGGAAACAGUUAGCUAUAGCCUAUCUCUUUUUUUACCUGUACGACCCCCCCCCCCAUAAAACAGCAAAUUGUCCUUCUUACACUAAGUUUUGUAUAGAUUCAACAAACGAGAAGUAACGUCUUAUUGAGUGAGCUUUAGAGGUGCUGGCAGGCUGACUUCGGUACCAUAGGACAGAGCCAGGCUAGCUGUUUCCCUCUGUUACAAGGCUUUAUGCUAAUACUUAGCUAACCGGUUGCUGGCUGUAGCUUCGUGUUUAACUGACAGACCUGUUGUAAAUCUUGUCAUUGACUCCUUGCCAGAAAACAAAUAAGUGUAUUUCCCAAAAUGUCAAACUAUUCUUUUUUUAAUAUAAAGCUACAGCCAUUAGCUGGUUAGCUUAGCUUGCCAUAUAAACUAGAACAGGGGAACCAAAAAAAGAACGUUUUAAGCGGGAGUUAUGUGCUGAAAGUUUUGGAAAACUUUGGCUAGUUAGCUAAGUUAAGCUAACCGGCUGCUGUCAUUAGCUUCACAUUUAACAGACACACGAGACGGUAGUAUCAGUUUUGUCAACUGAUUUUAGCUAAGAAAGCAAAUAAGUGUAUUUCCCAAAAUGUCGAACAAUUGCUUUGAUUUAACAAUUUCCCCCCAUCACAAAUUUAGAGAUCAGAAUCAGCGUUAUUGUUUUUGUUAGAGUAAAGUCUAGGCGUAGUGACGCCCUUAUGAUAGCAAUUCAAUGAUCAGUUUAGAUCUUUUCAAUCUUAAAAUGCUCCUCUUUCUUUUUACUUAAAUGUAUGCCUUGUUUUUAUAAUGAGGACAGGCGGGGAAAAGCUCAGGAGACCAUUUGAGGGAAGAGAGCUACCAACAAUUAUCUCCGAGGGAUGACAAUAAUUUACCAAACUCAACCUAAGAUAUGACGCACUAAAAAAGGACUGCGGUCUAACAUGUUGAGAUGUUAUUCCAUACACACUGUUAUAUACAAAGGCCUGAAUGAAAACAUUUAGUUCAUUUAAACUGCGUGUGUGAGCAUGUGUGUGCACAAAUGUGUAUUUUUUUAUGCGUGGGCCUUCACAUGGUGACGCACUUAAUGGACUGACAUGCGUGUGUCCACAAUGCGUCCACACCUAUUGAUGUUAAUGGCUUUUUCUUUGAUUUUAUGUAAUUUUUUCCCCUCAUCAUUUUGUGUUUGUGAGGAUGCAAAUGUCACUCAUAAAGUUUCUAUUGUAAAAAAAUAAAUAAAACAUUGUUGGGUUUGUUUCCAU